GGCCCUCCCCUCCUUCCUGGAGCCACAGCUGAGGCGGCGGCGGCGGCAGCGGCGGCGGCAGCCGGGCUGGGGGCGGCGAGUGGCCCGCGCGACACGCGCCGGCCUCGACCCUAUGCUUUGAUUCGCGUGCCGCAGGCGCCUACUGCCCCGCCGGCGGGGCCCGGGCUUCCUGCCGCGGGAUGUUCUCCCGAAGGAGCCACGGGGAUGUGAAGAAGUCCACCCAGAAGGUGCUGGACCCGAAGAAGGACGUGCUGACCCGCCUGAAGCACCUGCGGGCGCUGCUGGAUAAUGUGGAUGCAAAUGAUCUUAAGCAGUUUUUUGAGACCAACUAUUCUCAGAUAUAUUUCAUCUUCUAUGAAAAUUUUAUAACACUGGAAAAUAGUUUGAAAUUAAAAGGGAAUAAUAAGUCACAAAGGGAGGAGCUGGACUCCAUCCUCUUCCUUUUUGAAAAAAUACUGCAGUUUCUACCUGAACGAAUUUUCUUUCGAUGGCAUUACCAGAGUAUAGGCUCAACUUUAAAGAAGCUUCUACACACUGGAAAUUCUAUUAAGAUAAGAUGUGAAGGAAUCAGGCUGUUUCUUCUGUGGCUUCAAGCACUUCAGACAAACUGUGCAGAAGAGCAGGUGCUGAUUUUUGCUUGCCUGGUGCCUGGUUUCCCAGCAGUCGUGUCAUCCAGGGGCCCUUGCACACUGGAGACACUCAUCAAUCCCAGCCCUAGUGUAGCUGAUGUAAAGAUAUAUCCAGAAGAAAUCACUCCACUCCUGCCAGCCAUAUCGGGGGAGAAGAUUGCUGAAGACCAAACCUGCUUUUUUCUUCAAAUACUGUUGAAGUAUAUGGUUAUUCAGGCUGCGAGCUUGGAGUGGAAGAAUAAGGAGAAUCAAGAUACUGGUUUUAAAUUUCUUUUUACAUUGUUUCGAAAGUAUUAUCUUCCUCAUUUAUUUCCAUCAUUUACUAAGUUAACAAACAUCUACAAACCUGUACUUGACAUCCCCCAUUUGAGACCAAAGCCUGUGUACGUUACUACAACUCGAGACAAUGAGAACAUUUACAGUACAAAAAUUCCAUAUAUGGCAGCUCGUGUUGUUUUUAUUAAGUGGAUUGUAACCUUCUUUUUGGAAAAAAAGUAUCUAACUGCAACACAAAACACUAAAAAUGGAGUUGAUGUAUUGCCUAAAAUCAUCCAGACUGUUGGUGGUGGUGCUGUGCAGGAGAGAGCGCCUGAGCUGGAUGGUGGUGGGCCCACGGAGCAGGACAAAAGCCAUUCUAACAGCAGCACCCUGUCGGACCGAAGACUCAGCAACUCCAGCCUCUGUAGCAUUGAAGAAGAGCACCGAAUGGUGUAUGAAAUGGUACAGCGGAUUCUCUUGUCAACACGAGGUUAUGUCAACUUCGUGAAUGAAGUAUUUCACCAGGCAUUUUUGUUGCCUUCCUGUGAGAUAGCUGUAACAAGAAAAGUAGUUCAAGUGUACAGAAAGUGGAUUCUCCAGGACAAACCUGUGUUCAUGGAGGAGCCAGAUAGAAAAGAUGUUGCCCAAGAAGAUGCUGAAAAAUUAGGAUUUUCCGAGACUGAUAGCAAGGAGGCCUCGUCUGAAAGUUUUGGUCAUAAACGAUCUUCCAGUUGGGGACGCACGUACUCCUUCACAAGUGCAAUGAGCAGAGGGUGUGUGACAGAGGAGGAAAAUACAAAUGUGAAAGCCGGCGUCCAGGCUUUGUUGCAGGUAUUUUUGACGAACUCUGCAAAUGUCUUUUUGUUGGAACCAUGUGCUGAAGUUCCUGUGCUCUUGAAAGAACAAGUUGAUGCUUGUAAAGCUGUUUUGAUUAUUUUUAGGCGCAUGAUAAUGGAGCUUACAAUGAAUAAAAAGACAUGGGAACAGAUGUUGCAAAUACUACUCAGGAUAACAGAAGCUGUCAUGCAGAAGCCAAAGGAUAAACAAAUAAAGGACUUGUUUGCCCAGAGCUUGGCAGGGUUACUAUUUAGGACGCUCAUGGUGGCUUGGAUCCGAGCAAACCUCUGUGUGUACAUUUCUCGAGAGCUCUGGGAUGACUUUCUCGGUGUGCUAUCCUCCCUCACGGAAUGGGAGGAACUUAUAAAUGAGUGGGCCAACAUUAUGGACUCGUUGACAGCAGUGCUUGCAAGAACCGUUUAUGGAGUUGAGAUGACAAACCUACCUCUGGAUAAAUUAAGUGAACAAAAGGAAAAGAAGCAGCGAGGCAAAGGCUGUGUUCUAGAUCCUCAGAAAGGAACCACCGUGGGGAGAUCCUUUUCUCUCAGCUGGCGGAGCCACCCAGAUGUGACCGAACCGAUGCGAUUUAGGAGUGCCACCACAUCUGGAGCACCGGGAGUGGAAAAGGCAAGAAAUAUUGUUCGCCAAAAAGCAGCUGCUAAGCGAAGCCAGUCUAUCAGCAACUGUGUCCACCUUUCUGAGGCUUUGCCUGCCACUAAAAGCGUCCCGCUCCUCCUUCACACCGUGAGCGCUCUCUUACCUGGUCUCUCUUACUCUUCUUGCUCUCACAGGCUGUCAGAAGUGGAGGAAUGUCAACAUUCAGAAAAUGCACCUGCAUCCGGAUCUGGCCAUCUCACGGUGGGACAGCAGCAGCAGGUCCUUCGGAGCAGCAGCACCUCCGACAUCCCCGAGCCGCUGUGCUCAGAUUCUUCUCAGGGUCAAAAGGCAGAAAACAUACAGAAUUUGAGUUCUUCAGAGCCUCAGCCUAUUCAAGAGAAUAAAGGACAUGUGAAGAGAGAACAUGAAGGAAUAACAAUCUUAGUUCGAAGAAGCAGCAGCCCUGCUGAAUUGGAUUUGAAAGAUGAUUUGCAGCAGACACAAGGAAAAUGUAGGGAAAGACAGAAGAGUGAAAGUACCAACAGUGACACAACUCUGGGCUGUACCAAUGAAGCAGAGCUGUCCAUGGGCCCAUGGCAGACCUGUGAAGAAGACCCAGAGCUGAAUACUCCCACAGAUGUUGUGGCUGAUGCUGAUGCCCGUCAUUGGUUACAACUGAGUCCCACCGAUGCUUCGAAUUUAACAGAUAGCAGCGAGUGCCUCGCAGAUGACUGUAGUAUAAUCGCCGGGGGGAGCCUCACUGGUUGGCACCCAGACUCUGCUGCUGUGUUAUGGCGAAGGGUCUUGGGGAUCCUCGGAGAUGUGAAUAACAUCCAGUCACCCAAGAUCCAUGCCAGAGUUUUCUGCUAUCUCUAUGAACUCUGGUACAAACUAGCAAAGAUACGGGAUAAUCUAGCAAUAAGCCUGGAUAACCAGUCUUCUCCAUCUCCUCCAGUUUUGAUCCCACCACUCAGAAUGUUUGCAUCAUGGCUAUUUAAGGCGGUGACACUGCCAAAUAAAUAUAAGGAAGGCAAACUGCAAGCCUACAGGCUGAUCUGUGCCAUGAUGACCAGACGCCAGGACGUUCUGCCAAACUCAGAUUUCCUGGUGCAUUUUUACCUUGUGAUGCACCUGGGAUUAACCAGCGAGGAUCAGGAUAUCUUAAAUACCAUCAUAAGGCACUGUCCACCCCGCUUUUUCUCCCUGGGUUUUCCUGGCUUCUCAAUGCUGGUGGGGGACUUCAUCAUGGCCGCUGCCAGGGUCCUUAGCACAGACAUGUUGACGGCGCCUCGUUCAGAGGCUGUCACUGUCCUCGGCUCUCUGGUCUGCUUUCCAAAUACCUACCAGGAGAUUCCUUUACUGCAGUCAGUGCCAGAAGUAAAUGAGGCCAUUACAAGAACUGAAGAUGUCAAGCAUUACCUCAUAAAUAUUUUACUGAAGAAUGCCACAGAAGAACCAAAUGAAUGUGCAAGAUGCAUUGCCGUUUGCUCCCUUGGGGUCUGGAUAUGUGAAGAGCUUGCACAGUGUACAAGCCACCCUCAGGUGAAAGAGGCCAUCAAUGUGAUAGGAGUAACUCUGAAGUUUCCCAACAAAAUCGUGGCCCAGGUAGCUUGCGAUGUGCUUCAGUUGCUGGUUUCCUACUGGGAGAAGCUUCAGAUGUUUGAAACCUCUCUGCCUCGGAAAAUGGCAGAAAUCCUUGUGGCCACAAUUGCUUUUCUUUUACCAAGUGCAGAGUACUCCUCAGUGGAAACAGACAAGAAGUUUAUUGUGUCCUUGCUACUCUGCCUCUUGGACUGGUGCAUGGCAUUGCCUGUGGGUGUCCUUCUCCACCCCGUGUCCACGGUGGUCCUAGAGGAGCAGCAUUCGGCCAGAGCCCCCUUGCUGGAUUAUAUCUACAGGGUUCUGCACUGCUGUGUGUGUGGCUCAAGCACGUACACCCAACAGAGUCACUACACACUGACCCUGGCUGACUUGUCAUCCACGGAUUAUGACCCCUUCCUGCCACUGGCAAAUGUGAAGAGCUCUGAGCCAGUUCAGUAUCAUUCAUCAGCAGAAUUGGGUAACCUGCUGACUGUUGAAGAGGAGAAGAAGAGAAGAAGUUUGGAGUUGAUCCCUUUGACUGCUCGAAUGGUGAUGGCCCACCUUGUGAACCACCUGGGGCACUACCCCCUCAGUGGGGGCCCUGCCAUACUGCACAGCCUUGUCAGCGAGAACCAUGACAAUGCCCAUGUGGAAGGCUCUGAGCUGUCCUCUGAGGUGUUCAGAAGCCCAAACCUGCAGCUGUUUGUAUUUAAUGAUAGUACCCUCAUCUCCUACCUUCAGACACCCACAGAAGGACUGGCAAGGGGAUCCCCAGUGGGCUGUCUCUCUGAUGUGAGAGUAAUUGUGAGGGAUAUCUCAGGGAAGUACUCUUGGGAUGGUAAGGUUUUAUAUGGACCUUUGGAAGGCUGCUUAGCACCCAGUGGAAGAAAUCCUUCAUUUCUGAUUUCGAGCUGGCAUCAUGACACAUUUGGACCUCAGAAAGACUCUUCUCAAGUUGAGGAGGGGGAUGAUGUUCUUGACAAAUUACUUGAAAACAUUGGCCAUACAAGUCCUGAAUGCCUUUUACCAUCACAGCUAAAUCUAAAUGAACCUUCCCUACCCCCAUAUGGCAUGAACUAUGACCAAGAGAAGGAAAUCAUCGAGGUCAUUUUGCGGCAAAAUGCUCAGGAGGAUGAGUAUAUCCAGAGUCAUAACUUCGAUUCUGCAAUGAAAGUCACCAGCCAAGGGCAGCCCUCCCCGGUGGAGCCCCGAGGACCCUUUUAUUUCUGCAGGUUAUUGCUUGAUGACUUGGGAAUGAAUUCUUGGGACAGAAGGAAGAAUUUUCAUCUGUUGAAGAAAAAUUCGAAAUUAUUGAGAGAGCUGAAAAAUUUGGACUCCCGCCAGUGCCGUGAGACACACAAAAUCGCAGUGUUUUACAUUGCUGAAGGUCAAGAAGACAAGUGUUCAAUCCUCUCUAAUGAAAGAGGAAGCCAAGCAUAUGAAGACUUUGUUGCUGGACUUGGAUGGGAGGUGGAUCUCUCCACCCACUGUGGGUUCAUGGGUGGCCUUCAGCGCAAUGGCAGCACUGGGCAGACGGCCCCUUACUAUGCUACCUCAACUGUGGAAGUGAUUUUCCACGUUUCCACUCGAAUGCCGUCAGACUCAGAUGAUUCCCUCACCAAAAAGCUUCGUCACUUGGGGAAUGACGAGGUCCAUAUCGUCUGGUCUGAACACUCCAGAGACUACCGCAGGGGUAUUAUCCCAACCGCCUUUGGAGAUGUUUCAAUCAUUAUUUACCCAAUGAAGAAUCACAUGUUCUUCAUCGCGAUAACAAAGAAACCUGAGGUUCCAUUUUUUGGGCCUCUGUUUGAUGGAGCCAUAGUGAGUGGGAAGCUGCUGCCAAGCCUUGUAUGUGCCACGUGCAUCAACGCCAGCAGGGCUGUGAAGUGCCUCAUCCCACUCUACCAGAGCUUCUAUGAAGAGCGAGCUCUGUAUCUCGAAGCAAUAAUUCAGAACCACCGCGAAGUAAUGACAUUUGAGGAUUUCGCAGCCCAAGUCUUUUCUCCCUCUCCCAGCUACUCCCUCAGCGGAACGGGGUCCCUGGCCUCCAGUCUGAGUGCUGACCUCGAAGAGCCCCGGAGUGAGGAGGAGACAGAACACCCUCUCCUGCCUCUGCCCCGAGCCACUAAACCCAGAAUCUCCAGGAAAUUUCGUUGCUGUACUAGUGCCCUCAGCAGGUCUUCCCAUUAGUGGACUUCUGAAGCCCAUGGUGAAUCCCACUACAGUGUCUCAGAUGGGACUCAAACUAGGCUAUAUCAUCUUGUCCUGAAACCUCACAAACCUUGGACUUCCAAAGAAGAAACGUAAAAGUCACCAAAAACCAGAGAUGAACCCACUGACACAUGGGCAUUGGUGUGCCUGCUCUGGGCAGAUCACAGCAGGAAAAGAUUCUGCGCUUUCAGGGAGGGGGCAGAGGGCAGCUGGCUUCUGUACCUCAAGUUGUUUCUUCUCAUUUAUGAACCCAAGCAUGAUUCACAAAGGGGCUGGCAAAACCAUUGUCUAAUUGAGGAAUGUGAUCCGCAUUGAUUUUGCUAGUUCCUUUUAUGUUAGGAUUUGUGGUUUACUCAAAAAUUUCAUCAUCAUGGAAAUUGGCUUUCCCCAGGGUCUUUUGCCCAGGAGAAGUUUUACCUCAGUUGUCCAGUGUUUUCCCGCAUGGUACCUGACGUCCGCUGACUGAGCAGAGAUUCUCCUCACCACGCAGAGGCCCUUCAGGUCAUGACAGUGAUGCCCCUAUCUUAGAACACUCAGAAGAUUCCAGAAAUACAGGGUCCUGUCCUUGCAUAAGUUCCUGCAGGACAGGAAGUGUCCCAGGGCUCAAAACAGCACAGACCACAUCCACACAAAAGGUGCAUGCCAGCUUCGGGCACUAGGCUGAGACGGGCACCCCUCGAAUGGCCUUGUGCCUCUAAAAGCCUCACGCUGCAACUUUGCUGCUCCUGUCUGUUGCCCAGAGAGGCCUCAUACAGGCCUCAGAAAUGUUUCUUGUCACACAAAGCUUUAGGUAGCAGAUUCCAAGCAAGGGAUUUAAUCCUUACAUUUUUGCCCAUUUGGCUCCAAGCAAGGCUCAUUAGACCUGGUUUUUUUUUUUUUUCUUUAAAAAAAAAAAAGAAUGAAUGAAAAGAGAAGCAAUGGUGAGCCCUCUUCUGCUGGGGGGCCCUGGGUGGGCCUUGCCCAUCCUGCAGCAGAGAAAUCAGUCAGCAGCGAAGAGCUGCUGGCGCGGGCCCCGGGCUGUGUCCUGGACCCUUGACCUGCCUCAGAGCUAGAGGUUUGCUCCACCCCGCACUUCACUUGGGAAGUAAAUCCAAGAAACUUACCAGAGUCCAUCCCCACUGCGCAGGCUUUGUUCUCACAGCGGCCGGGGACAGAGCAACGCCCUGCAGUGGGAAGGGACAGCAGCACGAGAGAUGCAGCCCGUAACUCAGGGCUUAUGAUGGGUGGGCCGGUCCUAGGAAAGGUGGGCCCUGUGCAGGAGGCCUCCCCGCCUUCCUCUGCCCUCUGCCCUCUGCCCUUGCACACACUUGUUACCUUCAGGCUGCUUGGCCACCCAGGCCUGAAGAAGCCUUCUGAGGCCCUCACCCCAUCCAAGCAGCCAUUUUCACUGAGGAGCCAGUUUUUUGCAUUUGCUAUUGAGCUGGUUUGGCUGGAACCUGGCCUUUGUAGGGAAAACGGGGAGACCCAUGAGCCAGACUCACUCUUGGGACAAAUGAGAAAGAGCUGAGCCAGUCGUUCCUGUUGGAAGGGCGGGCCUGCUCAUCCUGGAGAGAAUUUGCUUUUCUGCUUUGUAGGGGAUUGCAGGUAGGGCUUGAGGCCAGGCCCACUGACAGGAGCACCUUGAGAACCACCUGAACACAUGAGAAUGAGGGUGCCCCAAAGUGGAAGGAAGCUUCCGGCCCCUGGGCUGUUUUGGGAAAGGCCCAGGGUACUCAUAGGGGCUGAAGGGCAAUGUGAAGAGUGACUGCAAGUCCUGGCAUUUUUUGUGGUGUCAGCAAACGCCCCUUUAUUUUAAAUGAUUCCAGACUUCUGGGCAGCGUAGCUUGGCCACCGUCACUCAGGCUUGACCCUGCUGUUGAGCUGCUGCUGUCUCCUGUUUACCUCCCUCCUGUUGGGAAGGCCAUCGCAUGCUCCUCGGCUCCAGAGUCCCCUGUGGGUCUCUACCAGCAGGUCGCCUCUGGGAGAACAUUUCAUCUUCAGGCUCUAGAAACUCCUGUUGUGGAAUUCCUGGCUUUAGUAGAAAAGACAUGGCAGGAUUUAGAGAUCGUAUUGAAUUCUCCUGGACUUCUGCUCCAUGAUUUCAUUUUGCUUUCACGAACCAGCGAUCCCAACCUUGGGGUGGGAAAUUCAAUUGUAGGCAGCAAAUAACCCUCCUGUAACCCCUGAGGAUUAUAACGACCCCAUGACCCCAGAUGACAGCCAGCAGUUUGGUGACUAGAGUUUUUUUGAGCCUGCCGUUCUCAGUAGCAGCUUUGGUCUGGAGAUCUGGAACGUGGAGCAGGGAAUCUGACAGCCACGUUUCUCGUGAUCACAUGGACUGGAGUCGUUUUUGUUAUUUGGGGUGGAAAAUUGCAAUGAUCAAGUUUCUUUUUUUUUUUUUUUUACUUAGAAAAGCAAAUAUUGUGUUUUUGUAAUAAAUCUCUUUCAGCAAAAUUGCGGAGGAUCAUUCAUCCAGUAGGGCCCCACCUGAGGCACAGCGCUGACUCAUCACGGUGGUACCAGUAGGUCAGCCAUCUGGAAACAGAAGUGGCCCUAAUUGGGCCAAAAUGUGAUAAGACUCACUGGCCUCAGGCAGGGCUAGGCCAGCUCCCUCACUUUUCUGCGCACCUAUUCCCAGAUUCCAUCCAGAGCAAAGCUGAUGUUUAUCGUCUUAUUGUACUUAGGCUUUCGUGCUUUAAAAAAAUUAUGACUUUUUACAAAUAAUUAAGCCUUCAGCAGACAGAAGUGAAGAAAUUUAGCCUGGGUUGCCUCAGCAACAAAGUCUGCAGUUCCUAAGAGCCACAUGUUGGGGAAGUGGGGUGACCCAAACUUGGUGACGUGGGUUGAUUGAUCAGACCCUUAGCCUUACAAGCAACAGGCCAUGCAGAUCCACAGAGCCAUGCACAUCCUGUCUUCCUGACCUUCCUCAGGUGGCACCACCUGCGCCCCAUGAACCUGCUGUAUCGGUGUCAUGUGGAGGUCUGAUGAAUCCUUUAAAACCUAACUGUGAUGUCGUAAAUGUAACUGUGCUACCUUUAUAUCUACUGAAGGGGAGUGUCUGCAUCCGAGGGAAAUUCAACAUGAAACAACCAUCGUUUUAGUUGCACUCAGUCUGUCCAUAUGACAUACACAUGAAGUGAAUGUUUCCUUAUGUUUUAGGUCUACAAUGUUUAGUACAUGUAAAUAAGGAAAAAAUUUGAUAAAUAUGGUAAAUUAAGUUAUAGCGUGUCAUUUGAUUCUUAUUUUGCUAUCUCUUGUUAUUUAAUUUUCCUAAUGCUCCACAUCUAGGUUCCUUCCUAGGUGGUGGGAACACCUUGCAGACGUGUGUGCAGCAGGACACACCACGGCACAGGCAGCCAUGCCGAGAAAGCACACAUCUCCACUGAUGGCAGCCACCCGACUCUCCAGUUAACCUCUUUUACUCUUUAAUUCUGAUUUACUCUGAUGAUUUAAUGAAGUGGAAACACAGCACUUCAGUGCUAUAUGUUUCUCUCAUUCUCAUUAUAGUUUAUAAGAAAAUAAAGUUUACCUUGGCACCUAAUAAAAA
Messenger RNA from Symphalangus syndactylus (siamang), 9639 nucleotides. It is a transcript of the gene RALGAPA2, whose product is annotated as Ral GTPase activating protein catalytic subunit alpha 2. Gene Ontology annotation, cellular component: nucleus; cytoplasm. Gene Ontology annotation, biological process: regulation of small GTPase mediated signal transduction; positive regulation of GTPase activity. NCBI's taxonomy places the organism in Eukaryota, Metazoa, Chordata, Mammalia, Primates, Hylobatidae. Gene Ontology annotation, molecular function: GTPase activator activity. The record is from RefSeq and is a predicted model, not a curated record.